This is a messenger RNA of Durio zibethinus, 1565 nucleotides long. RefSeq names its product protein arginine N-methyltransferase 2. The record is from RefSeq and is a predicted model, not a curated record. Gene Ontology annotation, molecular function: protein binding; protein-arginine N-methyltransferase activity. Gene Ontology annotation, cellular component: cytoplasm; nucleus. NCBI's taxonomy places the organism in Eukaryota, Viridiplantae, Streptophyta, Magnoliopsida, Malvales, Malvaceae.
UUUAACUUUUGCCAAAGGAAAACUUCGUUUAUGUCACAUGCAACACUGUUCUCUUUUUUUUUCCCCCUAAAAGAAAAAAGAAAACAGUCAAACAUUCAUCAAUACCCAUGGCCCAUGGAGGACGUAAUUGCAAAUUCAGAAAAUUCAGAGGAGAUUCGCCUAAUUAUACAUUAGCUUAGUGGAGGGAACUCUAAAAAAGACAUAUUGAUCUUUGUCGGUUUGGCUUUGGAGCUUGAGCAGCAGGGUUUCACUUCACACUUCCAUUGCCUUCAGACAUGGGAACAGAAGGAGAGCAACUCUGCGAAGCAGCGAGAAACGGCGACGUCGCCAGAGUGAAAACUAUGGUAGAAUCGGGAGCCGACGUAUCCUUCUUCGACAUCGAUGGACUCACGCCGCUCAUGCACGCCUCCAAGUUCGGCCAUACCCAUGUGGUCAAAGCUCUCCUCGAGGCUGGCGCGCCCUGGAACGCUCUUUCUUCAUCUAACCAGUCCGCUGGCGACUUCGCCAUGGACUCUGGUCACCAGGAAGCAUUUGAAGUCCUUCUCAAUGCUGGAAUACAGGCUGAAUUGAUUUUGGGAACAAUCGCGAGGAAAUCAAAAAAGGAUGGGGAUUCUGAAGGGGAUUACUUGGAAGAUAGGGUUACUUUUAGUGAGGAUAAGUUAAUGGACUCUGAUAGCAAGGCUGUUAUGAUGGCUUGGGAGAAACCAUUGAUGGAAGCUCAUGCAAAAGCUGUUUGCUCUGGAGGUGGUAAUAUACUGAAUGUUGGUUUUGGAAUGGGUCUUGUGGAUACAGCUAUUCAACAGUAUGGUCCAGCUACGCACACAAUUGUUGAGGCUCAUCCAGAGGUCUAUGAACGCAUGCUUCGAACUGGUUGGGGCAAGAAGGAUAACGUGAAAAUAAUAUUUGGGCGUUGGCAAGAUGUUCUUUCGCAGCUUGAAUCUUAUGAUGGUAUUUUCUUUGACACCUAUGGAGAAUAUUAUGAAGACCUGAGAGACUUUCAUCAGCAUCUUCCUAAGUUAUUGAAGCCUGGAGGAAUCUACUCGUUUUUUAAUGGGCUUUGUGGAGGUAAUGCAUUCUUCCAUGUUGUUUACUGCCAUUUAAUUUCACUAGAACUGGAGAAUUUGGGGUACUCGACACAAUUAGUCCCCUUGCCUGUCAAGGAUUGCUUGGGAGAAGAAGUUUGGCAAGGUGUUAGUCAGAAAUAUUGGCAACUUGAUACUUAUUAUCUCCCUGUUUGUCAGUCUAUACAGGACUCUGAAUGAUGAUUUCAUAUUUCUGAUAUGAGAAUUGUUUUUCUCCCUUAAAUUUGGAUUUUUGAUCUCAAAAACACUUCAAUAUCAUCUUCCAUCAUUUCCUGACUUCAGAUGGUUAGGAUUAUGUAAGAUGACAGACUAUAGAUGACGUUGCAGUAUGCUUUUGUUGCUGGAUUGGCUGUGUGCAGAGAACAUCUUCCAGAGAAUUGGUUAUUGGAAAAGAACUAGUCCAUCAUGUAUGUGCUGGAUCUAUCACCAAUUCCUUUGUCUGGUUAAGCUUUGUGGCUGAAAUAUAUGACAAAUUAGUUAGAA